This is a messenger RNA of Akanthomyces muscarius, 2685 nucleotides long. RefSeq lists its product as uncharacterized. Gene Ontology annotation, biological process: regulation of DNA-templated transcription; DNA-templated transcription. The coding region runs from base 1 to 2685 and encodes 894 amino acids. Gene Ontology annotation, molecular function: zinc ion binding; DNA-binding transcription factor activity, RNA polymerase II-specific; DNA binding. The transcript is spliced from 6 exons. NCBI's taxonomy places the organism in Eukaryota, Fungi, Ascomycota, Sordariomycetes, Hypocreales, Cordycipitaceae. The record is from RefSeq and is a predicted model, not a curated record.
AUGGACCACAUCGGCUUCCAGAUGCCCGGCUCUGGCCCGCCAUUGAUGAACCAGCCGCCGCAAAUCUUUGGCUCCUACAGCCAGGAUGGCAUGCCCAACAUGGCGCACAUGCCCGACAUGACUGCCCACAUGUUUUCCGAUGCCCAGCUGCUCUUGGAAGAUUCCAACGACGCAAAGCGACGCCGCAUCGCCAGGGCUUGCGACAUGUGCCGCAAGAAAAAGAUCAAGUGCGACGGCAAGCUCCCCGCCUGCACAAACUGCACCACUUACAAGACCGACUGCGCCUUUACGCAGGUCGAGAAGAAGCGCAGCCCACCCAAAGGCGCAAAAUACAUUGAAGGCCUCGAGAACCGCCUCGGCCGUAUGGAGCAGCUGCUACGCCUGUCAGGUGUGUUGAAUGACGACGACCCAAGCACCGAUCUGGGCUCUCUCGAAAAGAAGCUGCAAGAAAAGUCGAGACAUGCUUCCCUCGCCACUGCUUCAAACAGCCCACCCGUUUCGCCUCUACAGGCCGACAACUCUACGCCCCAGAGCUCACUUGCUUCUCCAGGGAAAGAACCCAAAGAACCCGCAGAGAGGCGCAAGUCGGGCCUCUCCGCAGAAGAUAGGCGGGCGAGAGAGAGCGACGACGAAGAGCAACAGGAAGUCGAGGCGCUCUCGGAAAUGAUGUGCUCACUCGUCACCAACCAGAGCGGAGAGACUCGCUACAUUGGCUCAUCAUCGGGAUUUUCCAUCUUUUCGCCCAAGGGUAUUCAAUGGGUCAACAACAGAACCGGUGACGACUCCUUCCAGGAAAUGAUUUCUGAAGUCUCCGUCGACGACCACAAGUGGACCAACUGGAAGCCCGAAGUCUUUGGCGACCUUUUCCAACGUCCCAUCUUCAGACCACUCCCGCCCAAGCAAGAGGCCCUCUCCCUGCUUACCGAUUAUUUCGAAAACUUCAACUGCAUGUUUCCACUCUUUCACCAGCCAACUUUUAUGCAUCUUGUCGAGCGCCAGUACUCAUCCAAUCCCUACCAGGGGUCCGGGUGGUGGGCUAGCCUGAACUGUGCGCUGGCCAUUGCUCACCGUCUUCGUGUUAUGAGCAACCUUGUGCCGCAGGAAGAAGACGAGAAGGCCUGGGCCUACCUGAAGAAUGCCAUGGGCGUGUUUUCCGAACUGACCAUGCGCAAUACAGACCUCCUCUCCGUCCAAGCUCUGCUGGGCAUGGCGCUCUUCAUGCAGGGCACUCCUAACCCCCAGCCUUCGUUUCUGCUCGUGGCCGCUGCCAUCCGCCUAGCCCACAGCAUAGGCCUGCACAAACGGGGAUCCGGGUUCAAUCUCAACCCCAUUGAGAUUGAGCAGCGGAAGCGAGUGUUUUGGAUCGCCUAUAUGCUCGACAAGGACCUUUGCCUACGAUCUGGUCGGCCGCCUGCCCAAGACGACGACGACAUGAAUGUCGACUUGCCAGAUGCUGACCCGGACGAUAAUAUCGGAAACAUUCCCCUGGCCGACGGAAAGGGAAAGAUGAAUCUUUUCCGCGUCAUCUGCGAAUUUGCCACCAUCGAGAGCAGUGUAUACAAGCGAUUGUACUCGACAAAGGCCACCAAGCAGUCCGACGGACAGCUCCUCAACACAAUUGGCGAACUGGACCAACAGCUAGAAGACUGGAAGGAUGGCAUCCCAAUUGAGUUCCGUCCUGAACACGAAAUCAAGGCAUCUCACACGCCUUUGAUUCUGCACGUUGUUAUGCUGCAUUUUGCAUACUACAACUGCCUCACGACGAUCCACCGCAUGUCGGUUCAUCAUGGCUACUGGACGAGUCGACUGGCCAACUACGCCAUUCAAGGCCUCAACGCGCGACCCCUGAACCCUCGCGUGUUUUCUUCCGCUGCUCUCUCCACAGCUGCUGCGAGAGCCUCCAUUUCUCUGCUGAAAUACGUACCGCAGGGCGACUUUGCUUGUGUCUGGUUGAUCCUUUACUUUCCCGUCUCCGCUCUGGUAACGCUUUUCGGAAACAUUCUCCAGAAUCCGCUCGACACGCGCGCCAGAACCGACACACGCCUUAUGGACUUGGUCGUCAGGUUCCUGUCCAUGCUUGGCCAAGAAGCAGAACAAGGUGGCGUCCAUCGCAUGCUUGGCGUCUGCUCUGAGUUUGUGCGUAUCGCCAAGCUCGUCGUUGACAAGGCCGAGAGCGAUCAAUCGUUUCGGCGAAAACGCCGCACGGACGGAAAAGUCAAGGGCAACUCGAAGAACCUUGACACGUCCGAGGUCCCCAUCCCUACGACCAUGGAAGAGCUGUCGCCGCCUGUACGCACCCAGCGCUCGUCGUCGUGGGGCCCUGUCGCGGCGACGUCACCUGCGGAAGACCAGAAGUCGCCUCGGAACGGCAACCCCAACCACGAUACCCCGCUACAGACACAGCAACAGAAAUUUCACCAGCAACAGCAACAGCAACAGCAGCAACAGCAACAACAGCAGCAGCAGCAGCUUCCACAGAACGGUGACUUCGACUCCUUUGACGGCAUGGGUGGCUUCACAGGCGACCCAUCGGCCAUGUCCUUGGAUGCGCCUUUCCAUCAGCCGAUCCUUCCGCAGGAUCUCUUUGCGCUGCCCAUGACGUUGGACUGGAACUGGGCCGAGAUGAGCGGUGGCGCGUACCCCUCUGUUGAGAAUGGCAACUUUGGCGAUCUACCGCCCCAAUGA